AUGUUGGCAUCGCAUUGCUUGCCGAUCAGCAGGCAACAGUCCCAGGCUUGUGGAUCCCCCAAGCUCUGUGUGGAUGAUCUACGUGAAAGGGCUGUCGUUAAGAUGGCAGGGAACGCAAUGUCAGUUCCUUGUGACCAGACUCAGUCGACUGCUUUCAAUGUGCUGUUGACAGCUUUCGCUUUCAAGGCUCCUUGGGAUGGGCUGCCGUGUCUCCAGGAUUGGGGAACGCAUGCUACCAACAUUUGGUCCCAGGGAUACGAAGGCUGGCGUGAGAGCAUCGAGAUUCGACCAGUUCAUGCAGAGCUUUUGGGACGACCUAUGGAUUUUGGGACCGUAGAGGCAUCCAAAGGCAGUGGAAAGAUUUCCAUUUUGCUGUUCACAGUGCUCUACAAUUUCCUGGAGAUGAAACGGCACAUGACGGAAGAGGAAUUGGCUGGAUUCACGAAGUGGCUGCGUAGUGCUCGCCAAGUGGCCUGCGCCUACAUUCCCCAGCUGAAGGAGGAGCACUAUGUGUGGCGAAGAUUUCAGGUGUCAAACCAGCAGGCUGAACGUCAGAAAAAGUCUUUGCUUCAGGCUUGUAUGGUGUUUCAUCGUCGAGCAGAGAAGAUUGCCCAGGAGAACAACAUGGAGUAUGUCUUGGCGUGGCACCAAGCAAUUGAUGAGUUCAAUUCGUUUGGCACUGCGCUCACCAACCCGAAGAAUCGUAUAGACACUGCAACAGCAAAGCUCAUGUUUGGCUUCAAGGUUUGGGAUGCUGAGGCAGAUAUCUGCUGCCUUGGUGGAUUUGUUCUGGAUGAAAUGCGUACCCAUCGAACACCAGACAACCUUCUGCGUUUCCCUGGUGAAACUUUGAUCACCGUGAUGAACCAGUUCAUCGAGGGGGACUACCACGAAGAGCUGAAGAGUGCCUUGAUGGUCAUGGACCCGGCAUUCCAAAUUGAAGAGUUGAACAUGUGGAAGGAGAACAUUCCCAAUGCCCAGCCUAUGAGUGAUGGUCAGCUUUGCAAGGCCGAUGACAAGAUAGAUGAGUUGGUCCUUUCCCAGAACAAGUUGUCUUUUGAUGCUGAUGCAUUGGCAUUGGCACGUGAUGCUGCGCAACUGGCUACCCUUUACCGAGAGGAACAGAAAACCGAUCGAAGCGCUCGCCUUGCAAAGGUUCUCCACCUGAAGCAGCAGAACCAGAUUGGCAGCAGCCUCACCAUGGAUUUCAUGCGCAAGAGGUGCCACCAUGUUGCAGGGCCGGUGCAGGAUCUCAACAAUGCUUUGGACAAGUUUGUGGCUUCGCUGGGUCCUGAUGGCUCCCUGAUCGUGUGGCUGGACUUCAUGAAAUGGGGGGUCCUAUCCGCCAAUGACCUGAAUUGUCUUGUCAACCUGGUGAAGAGGGCCUUGGCAACCCUGCCAGAGAGAUCUUGUUGCUUUGCCAUCGGGCCGCAGUCCACGUCUGAACGCAGGGGUGGACUGAGAGAUGAGUUCAGGCGUGUGGAAGACAAAUUCUCAGCGAAGUCUUUGGAGCCCAUGCCGACCUUCCUGCGGUGCGAAUGUCCGCCGAGUACCAAGAAGGUCCCACUUCUUUUCUGGCUGACUGUGUCAUCUGGCUGUGAGGAUGCAAAUGUGUGGGGUCACUGUGCUUUGGUGCAAGACAGGUUUUGUGCCAACAUGGCCGCCGUCCAGGAAGCCUUGGUUCCACAUGAGGAGGCCCCGGAAGCUGCGGCAGGUCCAGCGAAGUGGACUGAGAGUGAACCAAAGAAUUUGGACAGCCUUUUGGAGACUCACAUCAUCGAGAACAAAAUCGGUGGUCGUGUUGCGGGCACCAGUCUGUAUCUAACCUUAGCCAAGAAGAGGGAUGGAACAGAAACCGAUGUGGUCGAGAAUCAAAAGUACAAACUUUACCUGGUGAGCCAUCAAGAUGAUUUGACCCUGUCCGACAAGGAGUUUCAAAUCGCCCAUGGGAAGUCAAGCUUCAUGAAGCCCGAGCGGGUGGUAUCGCCUCGUGACUCUGACCCUGGAAAGAGCCGAAUGCCUGUGAACAAACAGCCAGCACUGCCUUUGAAUACUUUCAAUGCAACUGGUAGGGAUAAGAAGGCUCAGCUUUCCCCAGAGCAAGUUGCUGACUUGAGGUCUGAUAUCUCUCGUGCCAUGGGAGAUGUUGGUAAGGUUCGUCGCAAAAAAGCUGCUCCUGCGGAUGCUGCUGCUGAUGCCCCUGUUUCACAGCCAGUGGAACCAAGUGCUAGCACAAAACCUAGGGCUCCCAGAGGAACCUAUGCACGCAAAGCUGCUCAGGCCGUACUUGACUCUUUAACCACAGCAGCACCAAAGGCAAAGGCAAAGGCAAGCAAGGUGAGCAAGGGCAAAGGGGACUCAAAGCGGGGCAGGCCUGCUGCAAAGUCUAAGGGAACAGCAAGGUCGUCCACGUCCAAGUGCGGAAAGGGUGCUGUUCUUAAGAGGCCAGCAGGAAAGGCAACUGCUGAAACCACCGCCAACAAGGCAGGCACCAAGAAGAAGCUGGAUCGUGUCUCAGAGGACAGUCUGCUGGCUUGGGACAGUGAGGUGGAUGCUGAGGAUCUCUUCGGGUCUGAGAAGGACUCUGAUUCUGAGAUGGCCACUACCCAGGAGUUGCCAGGAAAGGGUGAUGAGGAGGAGCCGGUGGCAUCCCCCAAUUCCAACCAUGAGGGUGUUUCUGGAGAUGAGGGUGGUUCCCGAUCGGAUGAAGAUUCCAAUGAUGAGUCGACUGAGAAGGUUCCCAAGGGAAAGGAUUCCAGCAAGGGAUCCUGUCCAGACAUGCGAUCCCUCUACUGGAGUGUGAUCCACGAAGAGCAGAAGAAGAUCAAAAAGUCAAACCCAGAAAUGCCUGGCCUGGGCGCGAAGUGUUGA
Cladocopium goreaui is the source of this 2871-nucleotide messenger RNA. NCBI's taxonomy places the organism in Eukaryota, Dinophyceae, Suessiales, Symbiodiniaceae. The record is from the annotation of a GenBank genome assembly.